This is a messenger RNA of Sclerotinia sclerotiorum 1980 UF-70, 1755 nucleotides long. RefSeq lists its product as hypothetical. The record is from RefSeq and is a predicted model, not a curated record. NCBI's taxonomy places the organism in Eukaryota, Fungi, Ascomycota, Leotiomycetes, Helotiales, Sclerotiniaceae. Bases 1 to 1755 code for a protein of 584 amino acids. The transcript has 4 exons.
AUGUCACUGAGUACGAGAAUAAAUGGUUACAUCCGUGAGAGUAGCCAACGCGCUCGAGGACUUAUUCUUCUUCAACCCUCUCGUCCUCUACCCCGCGGUUUGUUAGAUGGACCUAGGCGGGUAAUUGAUCCGGAUUCUGGCCAAGUGUCUUACGAAACGACUUCUCGGGAGCUUCAAGUCUCGGAGUAUCGCUGGGAUCAUCAAUUUGACGAACUUCUAGAAGCAAAUUGGGAAGAAUCUGAUGACGAUCAAGAAUUUACCGCUAAAGAAACAAUUGUCGCACAAUUUAAACGCAAGAAACGCCGCGUUCCACGUUUAAUUCAACUUUCAGUUGAUUCAAUUGUGAAGAAUAUUGGUGACAUUACAUAUGAAAAGAUUCAGUACAUACCUUCGCUACAACUCGAGUUUCUCUGGCGCGAGUUGUCCAAGAGUUUUAAUACUUGGAAGGCCUUUUCAAAGGUCCUCGAUCGACACGAAGGUGCUAUUCUAAACCAAUUUCGUUAUUGCAGUUCUAUCGCAGAGCCAAUUCCGUCCUUAUCUAUCUAUACCAAGCCACUUAGUUCAACAAGUUUUGACUUUCUUGUGCACUUAUCCAUCACGACUGCUUUCAAAACUUCGGAUAUGGUUGAGUUAUCUGCAAUAACUAAUCUAGUAGCACUCGAGAUCGUCAACCCUAAGCAUGUCCAUCAUUCCAGAAAUACCGGUAAAUCGUUCGACGCCAGCUUUGGUGACAGGGUCAUAAAAACCUGGAGUGAAGAAGCAAUCAAUGGAAAGGCAUUCCAAGUACUGAGGAUCCUAAAGCUCCGGAAUUUUAAAGAGAUUACGAACAAUUGCUUUCAGCACCUAAAUCGUUUUCCUGCUUUAGCUGUUUUCGAUGUUCUUGACUGCGGUUUCAAUGGAUUGGCUCAACUUGGAGCUGAAAGACUUGGCUGGGAAGUUCACCCUGAUGGAGGAUUACUUGAAAUCUUACAAUCAGACUGUGUGAAGCACAUUAUGGCUUUGCGCACUACUCUUGGUCUUCCCGUCAGAGCAGUUCGAAGAUCUGCUGCAAAACCUUUGUGGGACAAAGCCAAGAUUACAAUGAUUCUCCGAGCAAAUUUAUCAGCCUUUCUUACAGGAGAUCCGACUUCCUCUUCAACAUCAGCACGAAAUAGCGCUUAUCUGUACGCUGAACAGCGAGUUAGAAUGAUGGAGCAAACCCCUGCUGGCCGGGCUAAACUCCGACGAACUGGCUUUUCUCACUUUGAAGCUGUGGAUUAUAUCAGUCGUAAAGAAUUUCGCGAGCUUGAAACCUGGGAAUUCCGCACACUCACCUCUCUUAAUCGUAUCAGUGAACUCCGCAAUGACGAGGACUUGCGUGCUGCUGGCCUAGAAGUUGGUGAUUCGAUUCCUAUUGUUUCUGGUGAAAUCAUAUCAGCGGUUCCUGUUACUUCUCUUCGUCUCGGUCCAGAGCUAUCAUAUACACCAUCGCGCGCAGAUUUACACCAACCAUUCUAUGAUGGAGGAAUGAGUGAUAGAUCUCUCAAAUACACCAGCGGGAACGUAGGAGUCGGAGCAAGGGGAUAUGUAUAUACUCGUAUCAAAAUUCCUGCCGCUAAAACUAGGACACGUGAACAAGCUCAGGAGCAGGAUGAGGGAAAGACUUUUGAGGAGGCUGGUGGCCCGGGAUCUAGGCGAAAUAAGCGUAGGAAGAUUAAGGGAGAAAAGAGACAGCAAAUAGGUGAUCUCUUGGCGGGAGUCAUGGGAGUCAUUUAA